GGAACAACAACCUGUAUGUGCCACAGUUGGAGACAGAAGAUAGUGAUGAUAGCAGUAAAGGUUCAUGUGAAUACCAGACCUGCAGCAUAUCAGAUUUCUUUAUAUCUGACAUGAUUUUUUCUGGGCUACCAGUUGAUGGCAACUCAGUCUUUAAUGAUAGUACAGACACUAAGUUCUUGCCUGAUUACAAAUGUGAAGAACCACUUAAUUCUUUUGAUUUGACUGAGGAAACCAUGGUAAUGCCUUAUCUUAAGAAUGCUAUGGAAAGUGGCUAUAUUCAUGAUAUCAGAACAUGUGAAGAUGCUACAAUAGAUUCUUCUGAUUCGAGCUUGUAUCUUGCUAUCCAUCAAUUGAGAUCGUGCAACCAGGAAUCUGAUAUUAAUAUUUACUCAGAUGUGGAUCAACCAGAUUCAUUUGAUCCACACAUGUUUAUAAGGAAUAUACCUGACUUGCCAGAUUUGGCUUCAGAUUUGCGGCCAACAAUACUGCCUAAGGAUAGCAAGAAAACAAAAUCUGUUACUCUUGUUCUUGACUUGGAUGAAACCCUAGUGCAUUCAACAUUGGAACACAGUGAUGAUGCUGAUUUCACCUUUCCAGUGUUUUUCAAUAUGAAAGAGCAUACAGUGUAUGUGAAACAGAGGCCUCACCUGCGGACAUUCCUGGAGAGAGUUUCUGAGAUGUUUGAAAUUGUAGUUUUCACAGCUAGUCAGAGCAUCUAUGCGAAGCAGCUUUUGGAUAUAUUGGAUCCAGAUGGCAAGCUUAUCUCUAGACGAGCUUACCGCGAAUCCUGCAUCUUCUAUGAUGGAAGUUAUACUAAAGACUUAACUGUUUUAGGUGUUGAUCUAGCAAAAGUUGUCAUAAUUGAUAAUUCUCCUCAGGUAUUCCGCUUGCAAGUCAAUAAUGGAAUUCCCAUCAAGAGUUGGUUUGAUGACCCCUCAGACUCCGCACUAAUGUCACUACUUCCAUUCCUUGAAACACUGGUUGACACUGAUGAUGUUCGGCCUAUCAUUGCUAAGAGAUUCGGUAACAAUGAAUGAGUGCUCCUUGCACUCAUUAGUUGUUUCUUUAACAUUUCCUGUCCCUUUUAUAUCAUUUUAAGCAAAACUUUCCUUCAUUUUAGAUGCUCAUUAUUCAAUUCUCUUUGAGCAUGGAUACAAUUUUUUUUCAUACAACAGGGAUAUUUUUCCAUGUUUUGGUCAGUUUUUCUUCUCCAUAGCCCUUUGAUGACUUGGUUAGUUAAGCUGAUUUCUGGGAGAAGGUAGUUUUAAAGGUUUUCGCCUUGUCUGCAUUGUACAGUUAUAUGCUUAAAGGUUUAAAGGUUGUGUAUAUUGUUAAACUCUUUUUUUGGGGAUAUUUUAGUGAUUUUUUCUUGGCGUUUACAUCUCUUUACUACAGCUGGAAGUUGCAUACCUAAUUGUUCAAUUAAUAUUGUGCUCUAUGCUAAGUAAAACGUUCUUGAAUUUUGGGGAAGCAUGCAACAAUUUGCUUCUGGGACUAAGAUAUGUGAGUGGCAUUGACUUUACCUCAUACCGUGGAUUGAGAGAUUGUUAGAAUCUUGUCAAUUAAUAAUAGCAUUCAGGGAGUAUUUGAACCAUUAUGUAACAUGUAUGAGCCAUCGAGAUUUUUUGUUAAGUAGAAAAAGACAAUUAUGAGUUUUUAGAAAUAGGUGACUCCUGAAGAAUUUGGGGAAAUAGUUAAUCCGCAUAAUUAAAGAUGUUUUACAUUGUAAAAUUACAAAAUUCAGAAAAUACUGUUACUGGAUAAAGAAAAACAGAAAUCAAUUCAAAUUUAUAUGAUGAGUGUUAAAUUUCAAUACUGAUUUUGUGUUCUUUUUAACUGGAUAAAACUACUAGUGAUCUCUUAAUCUGGAUUGAGCUUCUUGUUUUCACAAGAUAACUUCGCAGAAUUAGAUUUAUCAAACUUGGUAGGGUGAGGAUAGAAAACGAUAGUAUUGGAUUGUUAACGUUUCUUGUUGUAUGUCUUUAAGACUGCUUUGCAUGAAUUGGUAUUUUCACUCCCUAAACCAGUUCCUCAUUCUCAUCCACCCAGGUGAUGAGAGUGGGAAAUGAACAACACCCGGGUACAUGAUUUGAAGUCACUGCAUGUGGCAGUUUAGUUGUCUGUACUAAGACUGCUAAUUGUAUAUUUUUAUGCUUUACAUCUUUGGUGAUUUUUGUGAAUGUUUUUAAAUUUCCUCCACCACAAAAAAUGGAGAAAUUGCUUCUGUUGUUAUCACUUUCAGGAUUAGGAAUAACAUGUGUAUCUCAACCUAUGUAUUUUUCUUGUUUAUAUUGACAGAAGUGGAUGAUGGUAGUUACUUA
This is a messenger RNA of Coffea eugenioides, 2321 nucleotides long. Its product is annotated as CTD small phosphatase-like protein 2. NCBI's taxonomy places the organism in Eukaryota, Viridiplantae, Streptophyta, Magnoliopsida, Gentianales, Rubiaceae. The annotation marks the transcript as partial. The record is from RefSeq and is a predicted model, not a curated record. Gene Ontology annotation, molecular function: phosphoprotein phosphatase activity. The transcript has 3 exons.